AGAGGAACGCCAGACCCUAAGCUCUCCUGGGCCGAGAAGCCAGCGCGAGAUGAGAGACCCCAGAGCAUUCAUCAAAGCAGAAUCGGAAGCAACAGAACUGGAACGAGGAAGUUCAUAGCUUUUUGGUUCCCUUGCGUCAGAAGCAGAGAAAGAAAACUAAAGGUUUUUUCACCAUGAGUCGGAGGAGGAUAUCAUGUAAAGACCUGGGGCAUGCUGACUGCCAAGGGUGGCUAUAUAAGAAAAAGGAAAAAGGAACUUUCCUAGGCAACAAAUGGAAAAAGUUCUGGGUGGUCCUGAAGGGAUCAUCAGUGUACUGGUACAGCAAUCAAAUGGCAGAGAAAGCUGAUGGAUUUAUCAACCUGCCUGAUUUCACUGUAGAGAGAGCGUCUGAAUGCAAGAAAAAGCAUGCUUUUAAGAUCAGCCAUCCAGAGAUCAAGACCUUUUAUUUUGCAGCUGAGAAUGUGCAGGAAAUGAACCUGUGGUUAAACAAAUUUGGAUCAGCUGUAAUCCAUCUUGAAUCCACUACAAAGGAUGAAGAAUGCUACAGUGAGAGUGAACAGGAAGAUCCCGAAAUAGCUGUCGAGACACGACCCCCUCAUUACUCUGCGGAGACUCUCUCUCCUUUGGCUGCCCAGCGAGCAUCUUCGUCUUCACCCAAAUUGAAUGAAACAUCGCGUUCUUUCUCUUCCAUGGAAAACCUAAAAAAGACACCCAGAAGUUUGUCUUCCUCCAUAUCUAGAGGAAGACAGUCCUGGAUGGACGUGGUUGACAGCUCGUCUGCCGCUGAAGACGUGGGACAGUCUGUGACAUGCGCUGUGCAGGCCCGCUCACCUGCACUCUCAGAGGCAAAUGGUCGCAGGGCCCUGGAAACCAGCUUCGCCACAUCAGAAAGUGGAUUUUUGAACUCUUUAUCCAGUGAUGACACUUCUUCAUUGAGUAGCAACCUAGAUCAUCUUACUGUCCCAGACAAGCUGGCUGGAUCAAAGAUGACAGAUAGAGAAGAGACAAAAGUGUCUGAAGACGAUGAAAUGGAGAAGCUCUACAAAUCGUUAGAGCAAGCUAGUCUAUCUCCUCUUGGGGACCGGCGACCUUCAACCAAAAAGGAGUUGAGAAAGUCCUUUGUCAGGCGGUGCAAAAAUCCAUCCAUAAAUGAGAAGCUCCACAAAAUCCGAACUUUGAAUAGCACAUUAAAGUGUAAAGAACAUGACCUGGCCAUGAUUAACCAGCUGCUGGAUGAUCCGAAGCUGACAGCCAGAAAAUACAGGGAGUGGAAGGUCAUGAACACCCUGCUCAUCCAGGAUAUCUACCAGCAGCAUCAGCAGCAGAGGACCCCUACGUCUACCCCCGAAGGCUCCCUCCAGGGACUCGAGAAACCACCUUCCUCUGCCUGCAUUGAAAAUUCUAUUUGAGAACAAGCCAGGAUGCUCUCCCCCUCUAUCUUACCCCAAACAACUCUUCAAGAUGUUGUAGUAGCUUAACUUUUUUCCUUAUAAAGGAAAACUGAAAGUCAGUUCCUGGAAGCACCAGCUCCUCCUCUAGGGAUGCAACUGGGGUGAAGACAAACACUGAUGCUGCAUCACCAGUUGCAGUGCUUCCACCCCAGCUGGAGGGAUGGAGUCCAGCUGAGCAAAUGGUCUCUGUGUUCAUUCUGGGAGCCCCCGGCCAUGCUAAGUUCUAGGUGGGAUGUGAGAACUGUCACCUCUGUUUGUUGCUCUCAAGAGAACGACAACAUUCCAUGGACAAAAGAUCACUUUUUACCAGGGAUACUUAUUCAUAGAAAUACUCUGUUUUCCAAAAGAAGAAUGUAUAUAUUCCAUCUGGUUGGGUAGCUGAGUUCCCCAAGUCAUCUUUUGAGUGGAGGAAUGCUAUCUAUAGCAGUAACCGGAGCAGGACAGAUGUGGUAUUGUGGAACCCAAAUCCCUUGCCUUUGGUCCAGAAUGGUGGUGCCUUUUCCACGUGUUGAGAAAUACUUCAUAGCAAAUGGUGUACGGGAGCGCCCAAGGAGGAGGCGUGUCCUAUAUUCCACUCACUCAAAGGACAGCUGAAUAUUUUCAGACUUUAUCCAGUUUGGGUAAGGGAUCUGAUUAAUGUUUCCUUUCCACAGAACAGCUAAAGAAAACUCUCUUAUUACACUUGGACACCUCUAUUCUAAACCACUGUAGGACAUAGUAAUAUGUCCAGCGAGGAAUGUUUACUGCCUUUGUCCUUGGGUGUGGUAGCUAUGCACAGUAUAAAUGUACAGCCAGGGACUUCCCUGGCAGUCCAGUGGUUAGGACUCCACGGUCUCACUGCCGAGGGGCCGGGUUCAAUUCCUGGUUGGGGAACUAAGAUCCCCCAGGCAGCGCGGCACGGCCUAAAAUAAAUAAAUAAAUAAGUAAAUAAAUAAAAAAAUAUAUAAAUGUACAUCCAGAUUCCCCAGGAUCAAUAUUGACAAGAUGAUUCUGGUGUCUGAAUUGUUUUAAUAUCUUUAGUAUCUAAAAAAAGAAACAACCCAAC
This is a messenger RNA of Eubalaena glacialis (North Atlantic right whale), 2496 nucleotides long. RefSeq names its product interaction protein for cytohesin exchange factors 1 (gene IPCEF1). Lineage: Eukaryota; Metazoa; Chordata; Mammalia; Artiodactyla; Balaenidae. The record is from RefSeq and is a predicted model, not a curated record. The transcript has 11 exons. The coding region runs from base 174 to 1409 and encodes 411 amino acids.